Tuber melanosporum (Perigord truffle) is the source of this 3044-nucleotide messenger RNA. RefSeq lists its product as uncharacterized. Gene Ontology annotation, biological process: transmembrane transport. The record is from RefSeq and is a predicted model, not a curated record. The transcript has 4 exons. Gene Ontology annotation, molecular function: transmembrane transporter activity. Lineage: Eukaryota; Fungi; Ascomycota; Pezizomycetes; Pezizales; Tuberaceae. Bases 1246 to 2886 code for a protein of 546 amino acids.
AAGACUACCGGUAGUUACUCGUGGUUGAACGACAUUGUGAACGCGUCUGCUAUUGCAUGCCCCAAAAUUCAGAUCUUUCGCUUGGAUAUUAUAGUGUCAUGCAAUAAUAGUUGUGUUCACAAAAAAGUCGUUCAAUCCCGAGGAAUUGAGAUGUACGGUACGGUACUGGAUUUGUCCAUACCCCGCCCCCUAUCCUCAAUUCACAAAAUUUGCGUCGGAUCCUUGACGCGUUCUUGGAAAAGCUUCAAUCAACUUUUUUGGUUGGGAUUGGGGCAAUUUUUCAAUUUGAUUUCCUACGCUCAGUCCUAAUGGACGUUGAGAUGACUCUCGGAUGACUUCGCCAAGAGGUUAUCAUACGGGUCCGACCACUCGAUUCUGAUAGGGCUAAUUUCCAACGGGGAAAAUGCUCGGGUAUUCGCUCCCGGGCUUAUUCUAGAAGAGUUUAAAAAAGCCACACUUCGGCACAAUCUUCAAGGGAUACAACGGGGGGGCUCCUUGGCAUUAAAUCCUUAGGAGAAAAAGUAUGAUAGGCCUGGCUUCAAUUCCCGCUUGUGUCGGAGUUUUCUUUAUCACGGAACCUGAGCCAUCAUAACCUUGUUUUUACUCGCAAUUUUUAAUUAGGAUAUAUGAUAAAUUUUUUUUUAAAAAAAAUGCAAAACAACUUGGAUGUGAUCGGGAUUUGAUCGGGAUUUGAUCGGGAUUUGAGCAUAGACGGGUCUUUUUUCCUGAGGAUUUGAUGCCAAGGAGCCCCCCCGCUGCAUCCCUCUUUGGCGCCUCAUCUGUAGGGCACGAACCGUACCUGUGCAUGAGAAAGGUGGUGUUGAAGUUGGAAAUAACUACUCGAGUAUAUCAUAUUAAGCCCCGCUUCGUUUUUUUCUUUCCCUUCCCCCCCCCUCCGUCAUAAUUGGGAAGAAAAAAGGGCUAUUGCUAGGUGUCUUUUUCAACGAAAUGCAGUAUUAUGAUGGGCUUGUUUUUGGGUAACCCAAAGAGGAUCCUAGGGAUAUGGUAGGCGCGGAAAAACUUUGUCAUACCUCCGCCAUGACUGGUUUACUCUAGGCCUUAAACAUUCAACGUUAGGAAGGUGGGUUCGACGGCAUUAAUGGGAAAGGGACAGACUUUCGAUGGAAAUAAAGGGAGCUAAUGUGGCAAACCUGCCCCGGGUGCCGCUUAACCGAGAACUCUUUCGCACAUAAAUUGAGAAACCAUUUGCUCCUCCCAUGGACGAAGCAUCCUUAAAUCGGGAAAAUGACAGGCCAGAGUCUCGAGAGAACCGUUUCCAUACGAACAUUCCAUGGUGAGGACGCUGGGGCAACGGAUUACUCAGAGCCUCUACCAGUCGAAGCUAUGCGAGUAGAGGGAGUUGUUGAACGGGAUAAAGAUGUUAUUUAUUGGGAGCAGGGUGAUCCUGACAAUCCGCACAAUUGGUCAAAUGGCAGGAAAUGGGUUGUCUCCCUGAUUGGUAUACUGAUGGUUUCAAACUCAACAUUUGCAUCAUCGCUCCCCGCCGGUGCUAUGUCGUACAUAAGGAAGGAUUUAGAUAUUACCAGCCAGGAAAUCAGUUCUUUGACAAUUUCCAUCUUUUUGGUUGGCUACGUUGUCGGACCCAUAUUCUUCGCGCCGGUCAGUGAAUUCUAUGGCCGGCGGCAUGUGUCUAUUGUAGCAUUUUUAUGGUACUCUAUUAUGAGUAUUGGUUGUGCCCUUGCGCCAAAUAUUGGUGCGCUGCUGGCGUUUCGGUUUUUGGCGGGUACUGGAGCGAGUGCGCCGUUGAGCGUCGCUGGUGCCCAAAUGGCGGAUCUUUGGGAUGACCCUGUUAAGCGGGGGAGAUUGAUGGCUGUGUUCUGUGCCUGCACAAUGGUAGGGCCAACUCUCGCGCCAUUCAUCGGCGGCUACAUUUCAGAGACACAGCUGGGCUGGCGGAUGACAUUUUGGAUCGGCUUCAUCAUAGCUGCCAUAUCCUUCAUCCCCCUAGUCCUCUUCUGCCCGGAAACCUAUGCUCCUAUUCUCCUUCUCCGCCGCGCUGAGAGGAUUCGCGCAGAAGGCGAUAUACACGCUGUGGCGCCACUUGAACUCGAUGACCGCGAUCUAAAGAGAAUCCUUGCCACCACCAUAACCAGACCUUUCCGCAUGUUCUGGCAAGAGAGCAUCGUUUUCUUCACAAGUAUGUUCCUAAGCCUCCUUUACGGCACAUUCUACCUCUCCUUCCAAUCCUUCCCAAUGAUCUACCAAGACAUAUAUGGCUUCACGCCCGGUACCGUUGGUUUCUUCUUCCUCCCCCUAGCGGUAGGGGCGGGCCUCGCCUGCGCGGUGGGCAUAGCUUGGGACUCCUACUGUCACCGCAGGCAAAAGCAAAACCCCAACGUGCCCUUAUCCCCCGAAUUCUGCCGACUUCCCAUCGCCCUCAUUGGCGGCCUGGCGUACUGUACGAGCCUCUUCUGGCAAGCCUGGACUGCGCGCGAAGACGUUCAUUACGCCAUCCCUGCUCUCUCAGGCAUCCCUUUUGGGUUCGGCUUUUCCCUUGUUUUCCUCGCCUUUAUGAAUUACCUUACCGACGCCUACGAGAUCUAUGCUGCGAGCGCUCUGGCCGCAGCGAGUAUGUGUCGGUCAUUUCUCGGCGCGGCAUUCCCGCUGUUUGGUAAGACUAUGUAUGACCGCUUGACGAUCCCCUGGGCGUCGAGCCUUUUGGCGUUCGCGGCGUUGGGGAUGUCGUUUAUUCCGAUUUUGUUUAUUCGAUAUGGGGGGAAAAUCCGCGCUGGGUCAAGGUUUUGUCAAUUCCUGCUGGAGCGAAAGAGGAUCCAACAUGAGGAGGAGCAAGCACGCUCAGCUUCGGGAGCCGCGUCGAGGGCUCCGUCCUUCAAGGGGUUGGCUCUGGAGAAGGAGGCUGUCUAGCUAUCUAGCUGGCAUUUUAACCCCUUCUUUCCUUUGUUUCGUGUCAUCUCAUCACUUCACCCAUUCACGGCAUUUGGAGUUCGGGAAGGUUCAUCCUAUUCAUAGAACAACAUAUACACUACGGCACAGCUUAAAUUAAUCUUGAUGAAAGGUUGGAA